This is a messenger RNA of Helianthus annuus (common sunflower), 3423 nucleotides long. Its product is annotated as V-type proton ATPase 16 kDa proteolipid subunit. Gene Ontology annotation, molecular function: proton-transporting ATPase activity, rotational mechanism. Gene Ontology annotation, cellular component: proton-transporting V-type ATPase, V0 domain. NCBI's taxonomy places the organism in Eukaryota, Viridiplantae, Streptophyta, Magnoliopsida, Asterales, Asteraceae. The transcript is spliced from 3 exons. Gene Ontology annotation, biological process: proton transmembrane transport. The record is from RefSeq and is a predicted model, not a curated record. The coding region runs from base 2620 to 3117 and encodes 165 amino acids.
UUUUUUUUUUUUUUUUUUUUUUACAAUUGAGAAUUGUAAUUUAGUUAGGAAGUGAAAACCCAUUUCUGUCCUUUCUUGAAAUCUGUACAGGUUAGGUUAGACCUUGUGGCAACAAAGAUUAUACAAGACAGUUUUCUUUCGAAACAAAUUCCCAUUUCGUUUCUUUCUUUUCUUUUUUUUUAGUGGUUCAUUUUUUCAAGUUUGCGAGUUUGCUAAAAGCACGAGACUUGAAACCUUUUUGGGUCACCCUUGUUUCUGUCUAUUUGUUUCUUCCUUUCCGUUCGCUUCUGCAUAAAUGUAUCGGUGUUUGAGUACCAAGAAGCUGUUCUUGACUGUCCAAGGAAGUGGUACAUAGAAAUAUCAGAAAGUUGCUGCGGAGGUUUGUUUGCGUUCAUGAUGAAAUUGCUAGAAAUGUGGUACCGGUGUUUGAGGUUAUGUUUUCAUGUGCUUACUUGCUGGUUUAAUGAGUUUUGGCAGGAGGAGAAACAUGAAACAUGGAAGUCGUAUGGAACUCGGCCUUCAGUUUGGUUUAUGUAUGACCGUAUCCUUUGGUUUAAUCGUUUGAGUGUGUUUGGGAGCAUGGGUUUAAGGUUCUCAAUUGGAGCCUAAGCUUACAUGCCUCAAAUUUUUAUAUUCACUUAAUUUAAAUUAAGCUAUACCAUAAUAUCAUGUUUGAGGGUGUGUUUGGGUGUUGGGAUAACUAGGGAUCAUUGCACUGUCAUAUCAUAACAGGUUGUCUAAUUGGAGCGCGACCUAAGGCUCAAACCUUUGCGCCUCAUGUGACCUUCUGACGAACAGUGUACAAAAGGCGUAGGUGAGACACUUUUUAGGGUAAAAAUUCACCUGAGGUGUGCGCCUUUUGUACAUGGCUUGUUUUUGUGCAGCCGAGUGUUGUUCAACAAGCUUUAUUAUGUUAGGCUUUAUUAUGUUGUACAUUUAUGUUUUCUUUUUUCAUUUUAAGACGUACAUAAAGCUUAAUUAUAGGUAAAUCAUAGGUAGAGGAUUCUAAAAACCUAUGUGAUAUAUUAAAUAAAUUAUAUAAUCAGUUUGUGCCUUCCGUAUGAAAAGCUCACUGCUUUUGUGUUUGCGUCUUGGUUUUAGACCUCGUCGCUUUUGUGUGCUUUCCGCUUUUUUAAACCAAGACAUUAAGAAACAAAUAGUUUAAACAUAUCGAAAAAUAGUUAUACAUUAGUACAUUAUUUUGUUUAUUUUAAAUUUUUUAACAUAUAACAGCUUUGCUAAUUUUUCUAUUAGUUUUUUUAAGAGAGAAAUUGAUGUGAAUCAGUAAGAUAAUAGUCAAUUGGGCCAUACCUUGAUAGAUUUAUAUAAAGAAGCGUCGUCUAAUAAGCAAUUAGGCCAUUCCUUGAUAGCUUUAUAUAACGGACCGUUGUUUAAUAAUCAAUUGGGCUAUCCCUUGAUAUACUAUUUAUUUGAAUCAUCACUACAUUGAAUAAAAAAGUUAAUUGAAUUUUUUUUGGUAAUGUUUCAUUUGAAUAGUCUCAUUAAGUGGAAAAUAAACUUAUUCUUUUAACAUAAUAUUUGAUGAAUUAUUUAUAUUUUGUAUGCUAUAUAGUUGGACUUAUUUUUUGAUUUAUAUCAUCCUGAAAUUUAUAUAUUUUACGUACUUUAACAUUGUAUAAUAAUAAUGAAAUAUAUGUAAUUUAUCAUUUAAUUUUUAUGUAGUUAAAAACAAAAAUUUAGAAUGGUAUUUUUUUUGGAAAUCCUAACGGCUAUAAUUUAACAAACUAACUGGUAUACCGGAUACUCACAGGUACGCUGGUACCCAACAAGUAUUGAGCUAAUUGUGGGACACGGUUGUAUGCGCAUAUAAUGUAUAUAUGUAUGGGUGCUCGGGGGGAAAAAGUGAAAGUGCACUAAUUUUAACGUUAUUUUACUAAUUUUGUGAAAAUAACGUUAAAAGAGGGGGGUGGUUAAUCAUACACCAUGUGGUGGCGUUGAUAGCCGAAAGACAAAGGGGUACAUGCACUAAUCGGCAGUUAUCUCAAUUGCUGAGUGUUAUGUGUCUUAUGUACAAGGCUUGAUGCAAAACUACUAUCGAGCUGGAGGUCUCACUGGAAGCAGUCUAUCUAUUCCAACGGGGUAGAGGUAAGACUGUCUACAUCUUACCCUUCUCAGACCUUACCUUAGCUUUGCUAUUGGUGGGAUUUAGUGAGUAUGAUGAUGAUGAUGAUUAUGAGAUUGAGAUUAUCAAUGUACAUCUCAUUGCCAUCAUGGUAGAUAUACGUGUAUUAUGCAAACGAUAUUAUAUGCAUAUAAAAAGUGGAUUGUGAGAGGGAUGUUUUUGGAUGUUUGGUGUUGUGGGAAAAAUAUAAGUUUUUUGAAGGAUGUUUGAAAUCUCAUGUGACAUGUGAAGGGGAGGUCCGUGUGAGUUGUGGAUGUGCUUAGGUUCAUAAAUGAUGAUUUUCGAACAAAGUCUACAAGUUGAGGGACUAAAGUUUAAAUAAAGAAUAGUCCAGGGGUAUUUUUCCAUCAGAUAUCCACGUCCCCUAUAAAUACCACCAUCUCUUCUUCUUCUCUGUUGAUGAGUUUAGAUACAUACAUCCAGAAAGCAUAACCCUCAUCAGAUCCGAUCAACUUUUCGUCAGAUCUGCAAUCAUCAUGUCUUCAACAUUCUCCGGCGAUGAGACGGCUCCGUUCUUUGGCUUUCUCGGUGCCGCAGCUGCUCUAGUUUUCUCCUGCAUGGGGGCGGCAUAUGGGACGGCCAAGAGUGGUGUUGGAGUGGCGUCAAUGGGAGUGAUGAGGCCGGAAUUGGUGAUGAAGUCGAUUGUGCCCGUGGUUAUGGCUGGAGUGUUAGGUAUCUACGGGUUGAUCAUAGCAGUUAUUAUCAGUACCGGGAUUAACCCCAAGGCCAAAUCUUAUUAUCUCUUUGAUGGAUACGCUCAUCUUUCUUCCGGUCUUGCUUGUGGCCUUGCUGGUCUUUCGGCUGGCAUGGCCAUUGGAAUCGUUGGUGAUGCUGGUGUCAGGGCCAAUGCACAACAACCAAAACUAUUUGUUGGGAUGAUCCUGAUUCUCAUUUUUGCGGAAGCUCUGGCUCUCUAUGGUCUAAUCGUUGGCAUCAUCCUUUCUUCUCGUGCGGGUCAGUCCCGAGCCGACUAGAAGAGCAGCGGUCUUGGUGGACUAUCCUGUCUCUGUGGUGGUGUCUGUUGAGUUGCAGACAUGAUCAAUUCUUUGGUGGUGAUGAUACCUUGGCCUAUGGCUACGCUCUUCCAGUAGGUUUUAGACCAAGCUCUAGCUCUCAUUUAUAAUAAAUUCACCUCUUUUAUUGUAUACUGGAUAAUUAUUUUUGCACAUUUUCUCCACAUUUGUUGGUAACUAUUUAUUUUAUGGUCAAGAACUCAGUUUCAUACUUUCAUCACAUGUAUGAUACCCAACAAACGUGACGCGGCUUUUUUGGUUCUCGUA